UGAAACUUUUUCAGCAUAUUAUGAUCUUCCUCAUAUGUACCUUCACCUCUUCUCUUGAAAACCCUAAUUUCAACUUUUUUGUAAACUCUAAGAUGACAAGAUCAGUUUAACAGAUUGUUGAAGCAAUCAGCUUAUGUGUAGAUGUAGAGAAAAAAGAUGGAAGGGAAUACAUGUGACAUCAAUCACUUGGAUUCAGACGUGCUUUUACCUCCUCGAAAACGGCUUCUGGCAGUAUUGAAAAAGCAGACUUUUGAUAUUAAUCCAUGUACCCCAUCCUCUCCUACUGAUGAUAUUACAGGAUUUGAGUUCGAUAUCCGUCUUAAUGACUUGUUGAAGUUUCACUCGGUUGAUUGUAAUUGUUCCAUCGAGGAGAUUGUCGAGGCCUCGAGAGUGGCAGCUCUAAAAGCUGUUGAGCUUGCAAAAGCUGCAAGAGCAGUUGCUGAAGAGAAAGCUGCGAAAGCAGCAGAGGCCAUGGCUGCUGCUAAGAGUGCAAUGGAGUUGGUUGCUACUGUUUCUGGGGAGGUUAUGGAUAAAGACAAAUACUCGAAGAAGAAUAAGAUGAAGAAGCACAUUCCUGUUCAGAUGCUGUAUAAUAAUAAGUAUAAAGUGACUAAGGAUUGUAGAACGGAUGAAGAUUUAGCUCGGACGUUAAGUAGGACAAUAAACAGCUCUCCAAGAAUUUCGAAGAACGCAACCUCUGACUCCAAAAAUUGCAAACACAAGAGGCUUAAAAGCUCUUUUCCUUCUGAAAAUGCUAAGAUUCAGAAUGGAAGUGCAUUAUGGGAAGGAAACCGACCUUUUGCAAGCAAUGGGAUUGAUAAGGCAUUAAAUGGUUCUAGCCAGGAGAAAGAACUAAUUAGAGUAGACUUGAACAUAGCGAAAUUCAAUAAGGCGGAUCUUAGAAAGAUGGAAAAUGGCAAAGGAAAACCAAUGAACUCAAAGGAAGAAUUCGGGGAAUCACCAGAUGAUAUAUGUAACGUUGAUAAAAAGAAGGGGCGGAUGAAGCAGAAAAAGUUACCCCUCAGUAAUUGCAGUUUCAGGGAUAAAGUGAACCCCAAAAAGGACAUGAAUUCCAAAAGUUCAUCAUCACCUGAUGAGAAGAUCAGCAAAGUUACUGGUAUUAACGAGCCUGUGUUUCCAGUUGAGAGGUCAUCUACAUUGAAGUGCCAAACUUUUAAGGCAUCCACUUGUGUUAAAAAAUAAGUCGAUGCAAUCAUAGUCUUCACAUUUUAGUUUCAAGAGAGGCGGCUACCAUGAUGGUACUUAAAGUCUGAGGUACCAGGAGAUGUCUGGAGUCAUUGUCAUUAACAUUUGAAGUGUAAAAUUUGUUGUCAAAGGAGACUAAUUUAUGUCUCUUCCUUACAUUAAUCUCAAUGUAACAUUAUUUCUGAUGUAGAUAUGUUAAAGCAGCAGCACUUUUUUUUCCCCCUUUCUGGUGUCUAAGAGGAUUAUAAACAAAUACACCAUCAAUCCACUGUAAGCAUGAUGUUUUUUCUUGAAUUAAUAAUUCAAUCUCUUUAGAGUUUGUGUACUUGAAGUAUGUCACUGAGCAACUUAUAAUGUAAGCAUAAUAUUGCACGAUUUGUCCUUCAAAUGAGUUGGUUUUAAA
This is a messenger RNA of Solanum dulcamara, 1609 nucleotides long. RefSeq lists its product as uncharacterized. The coding region runs from base 157 to 1203 and encodes 348 amino acids. NCBI's taxonomy places the organism in Eukaryota, Viridiplantae, Streptophyta, Magnoliopsida, Solanales, Solanaceae. The transcript is spliced from 3 exons. The record is from RefSeq and is a predicted model, not a curated record.